Candidula unifasciata is the source of this 2861-nucleotide messenger RNA. The record is from the annotation of a GenBank genome assembly. Lineage: Eukaryota; Metazoa; Mollusca; Gastropoda; Stylommatophora; Geomitridae.
GGAUGAACAUUAGAAAGCCGGUGAUCAAAUCCGCGCUGCAGGACCAUGGAUUACCAGCAUUUCAUGGGGAGAUCCAUGAGAAUGAAAGAGUAGUCCAGCUGAAACCAGAACUGGCAGCUACUGAUGCAGAUACAGCAGGAGACGGAAUGUACAUCUGCAAAUACAUCAUUGUAAACAACAAGCAUCACCCAAGAACAAAACCACUGCCCUUUGAGGUUGUGGUCACCAACAAUGUCACCGGAGCUGCAGAAGUACAUGUCAGAGAGGGCGAAAUGCUAGAUUAUGAAGAGCAUCCAUAUUAUAAGUUUGGAGUAGUUGCUGAGGACUGUGGGAAACCCGCCCUGCGGUCAUCCAAGGCCUACAUCAUGAUUAAAGUCUUGGAUGUGGAUGAGUUUGCUCCCAAGUUUGAUAACGAGUCAUAUUUUGCUGAAGUGGAAGAAAAGAAGAUCUAUGAUUCCAUUGUCAAGAUCCAUGCCUCGGAUGAGGACAAAUCUUCUAAUUUUGGCACCAUCUGCGGCUACGAGCUUCUCACCACCGGCGUUCCUUUUAAUAUUACACCAGAAGGAGAUGUCAGGAACACGGAGCCUUUGGAUUACAGUCGGCACAGGAACUUUAUACUGGAGAUUAUUGCCACCGACUGCGGAGGGCGCAAGUCCCCGCCAGUGUUUGUUAAUUUGGCAGUGAAGGAAAAAUGCCAGAGCAGCUGGCGAGGCCUGCAUGAUGUUAUCAAGUACAGAGCUGGCUCAGGGCAGCAGAGGUUUGCUGAGGGGGCCAGUUUGAGUCUGUGUGAUGGGGACUGCAAGCCCAGCCAGGUGAACGUCAAGAUCACGUUGACCACCCAGCACAUAGGCAAAGGCUGUGAUCGAGACACCUAUUCUGUGAACUCCCAAAGGAAACUGUGUGGUGCUAGCGGAGAAAGUGUGGACCUUCUCCCAUCUCCAGACAGUUCUGGGUGGUCCCACAACAUCCCGACAGAUGAUGGACAUGAAAUGGACCAAGUGUUCUCCUUUGAUGGACAGAACAAUGCCCUGGAAGUGCCGGAAUCUGUGUUUAACCACAUGCUGCAUGAUCAGUUUACCAUCUCUGCUUGGUUGAGGCAUGGGGAGUCUUUGGCCUCCAGUCAAGCCAAGGCACCAAAGGAACAUAUCUUCUGCAUGUCGGAUGGAAAUGGUAUGAAUCGUCACCAUUAUGGUUUGUACAUCCACGGACAAAAACUAGUGCUGCUGCUGCGCAAGGAAGCAGAGGAUGUGAAAUCAUCCGAGGACAUGCAGACAUUCCGACCUGCCGAGUUUCGCUGGAAAAUCCCCCAUGUUACCGAUGACAGAUGGCAUCACUAUGCUGUCAGUGUGGAUAUCAAACAAGAGAGCAGUGAUGGAGGAGUGAAACUCUACAUUGAUGGCAAACUGCUGCCUGUGGACAAGGACAACUUUGAGAUCGUCGAUGACUGGCCUCUCCACAAAACCACAAAAGUUCACACCACUAAGCUGACAGUCGGUGCCUGCUGGCAAGGAGCUGACAACACAUUUAACCACUACUACAAGGGCUAUAUGGCUGGGCUGUUUGUCUUGAAGGGGAAAACUGAAAGUGAGCGAAUCAUCAAGUGCUUGAAUAACUGUAAGGAGAACUUGGACUUCCAUGCCAUCAGCGACAUGUCCAGUGGAACUAGUGUGAGCUUCAACAGCGAGAUGACGGAGUUCACCAUCAGCAGCCGAAGUGUGGAGGAGGUGAACAGGCUCAUGGGACAGGUGACAUAUGUGAACACUCGUACCUACCCAACCCCUGGAUACCGGACACUUACCAUUGAGACCUCUGUCAUUUGUGAAGGCCAGACUGUGGUCCUUCCUCUGCUGGAGAAGAGGAUCUUGGUGGAGGAACAGCAGGAGCCGGUGUUUGUCAUCACUGGAUACUCCAAUUUGACCCGCAUGGUGUAUGAGUUUGAGAGGGGUCUGCGGGUGUUCCAUGACAUACACAUCUUCGCCCGAUCCCAACCUCUUGAAGAGACUGUAGAUGAAGAAGAUGGUAGCGAUAAGGCCGCCAAUAUGGCUAAAAAGCUAUCAAAGUCUCUUAUUCAACAAGAAGCAGAGUCCAAGGAUGAUGCUUUCAUGAUUGAUGAGUGCCAUGUGAAGGCAGACCCUCCCCUGAACCUCUUCAUCGAACAUUUGUCCUUUCCCACUCAACUGAUGGAGAAGCAUGGUCUUGAGUGGACAGAGACAAAUGAUGGGAUUGUCAUCCGGAAUGCUGACACGAUCCCCAACUAUGAAACUGUUAUCCAGAACAUCCACUACUAUCAUAACAAACCUGAGGAUCUGGCCAACCGAACUUUGACCCUAUACUGCUCCAGUCAGAACCAGCGCUUCAUCAGUACCAAGUUCAUUGAGAGGCUGGUCGCAGUGCAUCAAUCUGCCCCUGCCCCACAUGCCGCAAAUGCCCAGAAUAAUGCUCACAAUGUGCGACAGACCCUGAAGAAAGCCAAUCCUGAUAGUCUGCAUGCUCUGGGAGCAGCCAGCUCAAAUCUUGGCAUGGUGGCCAUCAUCGUGGUGUGUGUGGGCUUUUUGCUGUUCAUGAUCAUCCUGGGCGUCAUCCGCAUCCGGGCGGCGCACCGACGCACCCAGGUUGUGCAGGUGGAGGAGAAGCAGGAAAUGGAGUGGGACAACUCCUCUCUGAACAUCACUAUCAACCCCAUGGAGCAGGAGUAUGAAGACGGGGCCAAGCCAACCUUCCCAGAAGACAGCGACAGCGAUGAGGAUGAAGAGAGCAGCAUGCAGGGCGACUAUGGGGACAGCACCGAGGAUGAGGAGCCCGCCCCUCCCAAGAAGGUGCCAGUCAGCAACGAGCUGGAGUGGGACCAUGCCAGCUUCUGA